This is a messenger RNA of Schistosoma curassoni, 777 nucleotides long. The record is from the annotation of a GenBank genome assembly. Lineage: Eukaryota; Metazoa; Platyhelminthes; Trematoda; Strigeidida; Schistosomatidae.
AUGCUUUCAGAAAAACGUAUAAAAGUAAGGUAUUCAACAGACCCAAAUGGGAAUCUUUGGGCUGCCGAUCCCAACAAUUUUGGCAGAAAAAUGCUAGAAAAAUAUGGUUGGUCUCCUGGAAAGGGUUUAGGAAAAAACAGCAACGGUAUUAAAGCCCCUAUAAAGGCGUCCAUACAGAAAGGCACACGGGGGUUGGGUAUGAAGUCGGACUUUUGUUUGGGUAUCCGGCAGAUUAAUGAAUACGCAAGUCUUCUGCGUAAGCUUAACAACGCCCACAGUAGUUCUGACAAAACAAAUGCAAUCAGUGAAUGUUUACCAACGAGUUGGAGGAAGGGUAUGAAGACUUUAAGGUCAAAGGAUGCAUCUAAGUAUGAUCAGCAAGAUCUAUCCAUUGUUCUUGGACAUACUCAGUCAUUUUUGGAAGAAAAAAUAGCCUCGCCAAAUGCUCCUGCAAAGGAAUCUGGUUGUCAAAUUCCUAGUGUGAUAAGUCCAAUGUCUGUCUCCGAAUAUUUUGCUAAAGCAAAGAAACACAGACUCCAAAAUACCUUAGAUUUGGUUGAUGUCAAGUCAGCCAAGUCAAUUGAAAUUAUCGUCCCGGUUGAUCAACACGUUACAUCAAACUCUGUUUCAGUAAAGAUCAAUGAUAACGAAGGGUUCGAAUGUAGGAAAAUUGAAGAGAUAUCAAACCAUGAAGACGUCGAACUGAUCAUACCACCACUAGAUCCUGAUAAAAAAAUAAGGCGUGUCGAAACUGUAAAUGCAGGAGAAAGUAUGUAA